Molecule: messenger RNA, 2007 nt
Organism: Paramecium tetraurelia
Lineage: Eukaryota; Ciliophora; Oligohymenophorea; Peniculida; Parameciidae
Exons: 4
Source: RefSeq, a predicted model, not a curated record
AUGAUGGAUAAUAGUUACGACUAUUGGUUUUCAAAAUACGAUUCAGAGUCUUUCGAAAAAGAUUUCGUCAAGGUUCCAUACAAUGAAUUCCUGAAUCAGUUGAUUGUCAAUCCUGACUUCAGUCUUCUUCCAAAUGAACCUCAAUUUUCAUUAGAUAAUGGUCAUAAGACCCUGUAGUAAACAUUGCAAACAAAUCAUUAGAUUAUUUCAACAUUCUUCUUGCCCCUCCUCGAUAACUCAAGGGAGUCUUUCCUGAGAUGGGUGAGAAGCGUGAUUGCAUUUAUAGAUUGUGAGAAGAUGUAUUCCAUCAUGUUUUGGAAUCUGAGUUUCAUUCCCAACUUCCUUGAAUAUCGAUUGUAUGCAAGCUUCGUUAGACUCUACAAAUUCCUAAUCAGUUUAAACUAAAAUGUGAUUCAGACCAAAUCUCUAACCACUGAAUAAAUCAGGUUGUCAAACAAAAUCACCAUCAAGACUCUCGCUGAGAAGUAUUAAGACGCCCUGUAUGUCUCUUUUGAGGAAUUGGUCAAGUUGUAAAGACAAAUGUUGAAAGUAUUAAAACCGCUUGUCAGUCAAAACCCUACUCUCCUAGGCAAGAUUUACUAUUUCAUCUAUCACAUGUACGAUAAACCCACAACACAAUUGCGCAAAGAUCUUGAUUUACAAUUUGGAUAAUUGGAGUAUCUAUGGGUCAAGAAAAUUCUCGCUGAAAAUGAAUUGGCAAUCAAAUACAUCGAUGCUUAUUUAAAUGAAGACAAAUAGCCAUUGUCUAAUAAGGAUCAAUUCUUAUUCGAAGAUUCAGAAAUCUUAAAAUAACUUGUGAGUUCAAAUAAAUCAGAAAAUCUGUAUAAAGUGGAUGCUCAAGACAAAUCGUUGUUAGAAAAGUCAAAGAAGAUUCAAUAUCUGAAUUAAAUGGACAGUAAAUGCAAGAGAAGAAAUCAUGAUGCCAAGUCUUCAUUCCUUGUUUAGAAUUAUAGUGUUGUUUCUGAAUCCAUGAAGUCAUCAACUGAAAAUAGGUCCAAGACUUAUGCUGAUGAACCACCUAAAUUUAAAUUAAACUCAAUCUAGACUAAUUCAAUAGCUGAUAAAUCUACGUUCAUUCAAUUUUCAACUAAUAAUCCAACUAAUGUUCAGAAUUCAGUUCUAGGAUUCUUGGCUAGUGAUCUUAUUCAUCUUGAAAAAGAACAUCAAUAGGAAUUCAAAAGUAAUACCUUGCCCAAAAGAAUUCAAAUGGAUGAGUCUAUCAAAUUAAAUGAUGAUUUAGUAGAAUUCAUCUCAAAAGCCGAUAGUUAAAUUGUUGCGAUAAGAGAUGAAGAUAUUACUCUUGAAGAUAAUUACAAAAGGAAAAGAUAUAGGAUUAAAAUUAAUAAGAAAUUCGAAGAAAACGAAUCACCUGAUAUUAAUAGAAAACAAACAUUUGCUAGUCUUAAUUAACAAGAAAACAACGAAGAAGAAUUAAGAAAAGUGAGAGCCAGACGACUGUUGGAAGAACAAAACCAAUUUUUUUAUUAGAAACUCAGAUAUGCCAGCAAUCAAGACAAUGAAUUACCUACAGUUAAGGACAAGGAUCUUUUUAGAUAUUCUUUUGAAGAUUCAAUGAGUGAAGACGAGGAAUCUGAAGAAGAGAUUAAGCUAAAACAAUAAUCCCUAAAAUAGGCUAAAGUAGUUGUACCAAAAAAUUACUCAUAAAAUACUCAAGGCAUUAUUUUCGAGAAGUUUAAACAAUCUUCUGGAGAUUGUAUUCAAGGAGGUUCUGAAAAAAGAAAAUGUUUCUUAAAUAGAUUAUUUCAUAUGAAUGAAAAUUCACUAAGAAUAUCAGGAAGGUCGUUGGUGUUGGAUUUUGAAGAGAGAAAAUGGGAAUUGUUAAAAUAAGCUCAUUUAUCAAAGACGUUAAUGAAGGAGGAGAAUUACACAUUAAAUUUUGAUGAACCAAUAGCCAAUAUCAUUCAUAGGGACAUUCAUUUUAGAUAGAAUUUAAAAAACAAUUAUGAAAAAUACUAUAAUUUUUGA